Vespula vulgaris is the source of this 2017-nucleotide messenger RNA. Its product is annotated as protein phosphatase 1 regulatory subunit 21. The transcript has 5 exons. Gene Ontology annotation, cellular component: early endosome; membrane. NCBI's taxonomy places the organism in Eukaryota, Metazoa, Arthropoda, Insecta, Hymenoptera, Vespidae. The record is from RefSeq and is a predicted model, not a curated record. Bases 403 to 1722 code for a protein of 439 amino acids.
UUCCCGAUUUGCGGCGUAUCUUGACAAUUGGCUGUCACUCGGUGGUGCGUGCUGUUGCACCGAGUAUCAAACUCGAUAUAUAAGAGAUACGGAGAAAGAGGGACGUUUCGCUUAAGCUCUUGCAUGUUUCUAGCUUCUAAGCUUUCGUAACUGAUACGGUCAAUCUCGCACAGUGUGGCUUCCUUUCGUUCGUUCGUUCGUUCGUUCGUUCGUUCGUUACUUGCUAUAGAGACUUAUGAACUAUUCGCGGAAGGUGUCAUUCGUUUUCGGGGUUGAUAUGUGCCCUGCGACAGGAAGUGCUAUGCGGCGAAUAUUAUAACAAUGCCGGAUUGUUAAAUUGGUAUAUAUAUAUCGUGAAAUUAGAGUAGCGCGAUAAGAACGGAAAGACGGUGGAGCAAAGUUAUGGAGGGAGUCGAUGGGCAACUGCAAACGAAAUAUCAAAAGAUAGCCACGGAAUAUUCGAAAAUUCGUGCUCAGGCGAACGUUCUAAAGAAGGCUGUGAUCGAUGAACAGGCACGUAAUGCGGAAAUACGAGAACAAUUAAAAGAGAAAGAAGUAGAAUUCCGUAGAGCCGAACAAGAAAUAGAUAGUCUAACUUUCCGCAAUCAACAGUUGACCAAACGUAUAACUGUAUUGCAGGAAGAACUUGAUAAAGCGCAAAACAAAUCCAGGAAAGGGAAAGGCAAGCUGUCUGAUAACAAUACUCAAGUACCUGCCUCGUCUAAUCAUAUCUUAGACGAAGAAUUUCAAAAGAAAAUAGUUGAAAAUGCCCAGUUGCUGUCGCAAAUAGCCGACAAGGAUAGUGAAAUUGAAAGUUUAAGCGAAAGAAUACAAGAGUUGGAAUAUAAGUUGGAGCGCGUUGAAAAAUCUAAAGUAGAAUUAGAUUGUCAGCAUCGCAGAGAGAUCGACAAGUUAGACAGGGAGAGAAAUGACUUACAAAGAAAACUUAAUGAGAAGCAAAGGCAAGAAGAAACUAUAUCGUGGUCCAGUACAGAAGGCAAGAGGGAAGGAUACGAAUGCGAACAAAGAGCAGGACUGUCUAAUCAUUAUCAAAUAGAUUCUUCUCCUGUUUCAUCUCCCUCUCCCUCUCGUAGAUCAUCGAAAUCUUUUAACGACGGUAAAAUUCAAAAAUUGACCGACGAAAGAAGCGAUUACGAGUCCACGAAAUCUUACGAUAUAGAAAAAGAAUUGCAUUAUUGGAAAACGCAGUAUCACAUCGUUAAGAUCAAGUAUGACGAGUACGAACAGAAAGAGCAAGAAACAAACAGAUCGAUCGCAAAGGAAUCUCUCAAUCCCGUGCGAAUAAAUAAUAUGAUUGGAAGGUUACACGCGCCAUUUGCACUGCCAGAGGAAAUAGAAGCUCGCGAAGGAAAAAUAAGAGAAUACUUUCUCGAUGAGAUAAACAAAUUAAUAAUGGAAAAGCACAUUUGUCACGUUAAAAAUUUGGCCAUGGCUGCUAAUAGCGAAGUUAUGCACGCACAUUUAGACACAUGCGAGUCGAAAAGAGAAAAAUGCGAGGUGGCACUUUUGGAAGCGCUAUCCAACUGUAAUAGCCUGCAAAAGGAUAAAGAGACGCAAGAAGGAAAUUAUAAAGCACAGCUCAGUACAAUGAGCGAGCAUCUUGCUAAUAUGAACGAUAAGCUCAUUUGUCAGACAGAAGAAAUCCAACAAUUAAAAUUUGAAUUGGCAAACAAGAACAAUAAAAAAGGAAAACAAAAGUGAUUUAUACUCGGUUCCCGACCAUUGAUCAGAGACAUUCCAUUGAUAAUAUUAGUAUAAUCAUAUUCAUCGAUCGAUUUAAAGUUAUGUAUAUAAAGAAUUCAUACCAGACGAGCAAUGUAUUACCAUCUAUCUUCGUACCCGGAUUUUUAGCAAGACAACACAGGCCGAAGCGCUCUCUGACUCUGUUACGUGUUAUGUUAUUUAUGAAAUCAAAAUAAAAUAUUACUAUCGAAUAUGCUCUUCGAAAACAUUAUGAACAAAGUAUUAGAUAGGAAAUAUAUUAUAUCAAAGAUAA